Messenger RNA from Gadus macrocephalus (Pacific cod), 8465 nucleotides. RefSeq names its product tenascin R (restrictin, janusin) (gene tnr). NCBI's taxonomy places the organism in Eukaryota, Metazoa, Chordata, Actinopteri, Gadiformes, Gadidae. The record is from RefSeq and is a predicted model, not a curated record. Gene Ontology annotation, molecular function: protein binding.
AUCCUCUUUAUUCCCCACACCGCAGCCGAGAGUCAGAGAGGCAGCAUUGAGCCGAGGUUGGAGAGGAAGAACAGAGCGCAGAGCGGAAAGCGAGUCUCGUGAAAGCAGCGGGGACCCCGCGUACCACUUGGCCGCGAGAUCGAUGCCCUUUACGCCACACCGCCCGGGAGGAGAGCGAGCCCUCUAGGACAUCUGUACCGCCGCGGGAGAGAGAGAGAGACAGAGAGAGAGAGUAAGAGAGAGAGGACCCCGCCAACAAGGACCAGACGGAGUAGAGAGGUACGGGAGGGAAGAGUAAAUACCCGAUAAAAGAAGAAGAAGAAGUAGAAGAAGAAGAGAGACGGAGAGAGAGCGGAAGACAGAGCGCACAGUGGAAGACCAGCCGGAGCCGGUUCUCCUGAAGCUGUUCGCUGGUCACUUCACACCAGGCACAGACCAAAGCAGCUGAGAAGAGCAACUGAUUUGAGGUGGAGAACGGCGGUUAUUGACUGAGAACUUUCUUCCACUAAAGUGUGCGUUGUUCCCCGGCCGGUGAAGGGCGGGAGGAGAGCUUUGUGGAGGACUGUGUCGCCAGCAUGCUUCUUUUGCAGAAACCUUCCAGAACAAUGAAGCCUGCAGCAGCCUGGAUGCUGACCCUGGCUCUGUCUCUGGCCUUACAGACGCCCUCUCUCGCUGCUCCUUCGGGGGACAGUAAGCUGGUGCGCACCGUCAGAGUGAAGAGGCAGGCCCCGGGGGAGGAGUUUCUGGCCUCUGCCGCUCUGUCCAAUCAGAGCCUCGGGGAGCAAGCUGUGGUCUUCAACCACGUGUACAACAUCAAUGUGCCCAUGGAGUCUCUCUGCUCCGUGGACCUGGAGUCCUCCUCCGCUCCAGAUGUCCGAGCGGAUCUGGGAUCCCGACCCCCCAUGGAGGCUCUGGCUGGGCCCACAGAGUACACAGAGCAGACCGUGGACACCGACAGCCAGGUGACGUUCACCCACCGCAUCAACAUCCCCAAGGCGGCGUGUGGCUGUCCGUCGGCCACCACCGUGCAGCAGCUGGCCACCCGCAUCGAGAUGCUGGAGCGCGAGGUGUCCCUGCUCCGCGCCCACUGCGACUCCAGCUGCUGUGGGGACAACAGCGCCACCGGUCGCCUGGACUUCGUGCCGGCGUGCGGCGGCCACGGCAGCUUCAGCUUCGACCUCUGCGGCUGCGUGUGCGAGGAGGGCUGGGGCGGCAAGAACUGCUCCGAGCCCCGUUGCCCCGACGACUGCUCGGGCCAAGGCGUGUGCGUGGAGGGCGAGUGCGCGUGCGACCGCGACUUCGGCGGCGACAACUGCUCGGAGCCGCGCUGCCCGUCCGACUGCUCCGGGCGGGGCCUGUGCAUCGACGGCGACUGCGUGUGCGAGGAGGCCUACACUGGCGAGGACUGCACGCUGGGCCGCUGCCUGAACGACUGCUCCGACCAGGGGGCGUGCGUGAACGCCACGUGCCAGUGCCGGCCCGGCUACGUGGGGGAGGACUGCUCUCUGGUGUACUGCGCCAACAACUGCAGCAAGAAGGGCCUGUGCAAGGACGGCUUCUGCGUCUGCCAGGAAGGCUUCGCCGGCGACGACUGCAACUCAGUGGCAGCUGUCAUGAACGUGCGUGUGCGCGGUGUGACCGAGCGCACCAUAGAGCUGGAGUGGGAGGGAUCCGCCGUACUCACCGACUUCCUGUUGACCUACGCCCCCAGCAGCCUGGAGGCGUGGAGCUGGAGCUGAGGCUGCCGGGGAAACAGCACUAGCUGCUUGAUCUCGGAGCUGGGCGCCGGCGUGGAGUACAACAUCAACGUGUUCGCCGUCAUCAACAACAGCAUCAGCGUGCCCAGCAGCAUCACCGUGUCCACGUAUCUCUCCAACCCCAACGGUUUACUCUUCAAAUCCAUCACCGAGACCACGGUGGAGGUCCAGUGGCAGCCCUUCUACUACUCCUUCGAUGGAUGGGAGAUCAGUUUCAUCCCAAAGGACAACGACGGGGGAAUGACGGCGCAGCUGCCCAGCACCAUCACCUCCUUCCUGCAGAGCGGCCUGCGUCCCGGGGAGGAGUACACCGUCAACCUGGUGGCCCUCAGGGACCAGGGCCGGAGCCAGCCCGUCACCGCCACGGUCACCACGCUGAUCGACGGCCCCACCCAGCUGGUGGUGCGCGACGUGUCCGACACGGUGGCGUUCGUGGAGUGGACCCCGCCCAAGGCCAAGAUCGACCAGAUCGUGCUGCGCUACGGCCUGCUGGGGGGCGAGGGUCCCCGGACCACCUUCCGCCUGCAGCCCACCCUCAGCCAGUACUCACUACAGGUGCUGCGGCCUGGCUCCCGCUACCACGUGUCCGUGAGCGGGGUGAGGAGAGGCAACGAGAGCGGCCCCGUCUCCACCGAGUUCACCACCGAGAUUGAUGCCCCCAAGAACUUGCGGCUGCUGUCCAAGACCUCCACCACUCUGGAACUGGAAUGGGAUAAUAGUGAGGCAGAGGUGGAGGGCUACCAGGUGGUAUACAGCACGCUCGCAGGAGACCAGUACGACCAAGUCAUCGUGCCGCGCAACGAAGAAGCCACCACCAAGACCACCCUGACAGACCUGAUGCCAGGUACGGAAUAUGGUAUCGGCAUAUCUGCAAUGCAAGGCGCCAACCAGAGUACACCAGCAACCAUGAACGCCAGAACAGGUCUGGACGUUCCACUGGACCUCACCGUCACCGCCUCGACAGACAACACCAUCACUCUGGUGUGGGGCGUGGUAUCAGGCCCAAUCGAUCACUACAAAGUUACAUACACAUCGUCCUCCGGCACCACCACUGAGAAAACUGUUCCUAAGGAUGUGACGACCACCACUCUGACUGAUCUAGAGCCCGGCACGGAAUACACCAUUACCGUGGCCGCGCGGAGGGGGAGGCAACAGAGCACCGCCGCCACCAUCGAUGCCUUCACAGGCAUCCGGCCCGUGACCCACCUCUACCUGUCGGACGUGACGUGGGACUCGGCGGCGGCGGCGUGGAGCGCUCCGGCGCCGCCCGCCGACCUCUUCAUCCUCAGCUACGCCUCGGCCGACGGCACGGACACCUCCAAGGUGACCCUGGAGGGCUCCAGGACCCGCUCGCUGGUGCAGGGCCUACUGCCGGCCACGCACUACACCGUCAGCCUGAUCACCAUCCAGGGCGACGCCACGUCCGAGCCCGUCGACGCCCCGCUCACCACAGGCAUGGACCCUCCCAAGGAGAUCACCAUGUCUCUGGUAACGGAGGAUUCAGUGACCAUCUCCUGGAUCAAACCACUGGCCCCCUUCGACUACUACAAGAUGUCCUACCAGUCGGCUCGAGGUCGAGUGGACAGCCUGGUGAUUGACAGCGACGUCACCAACUACACCUUGUCCAGUCUGUUCCCCGCCACCGAGUACGAGAUCAGCCUCACGGCCGUGAUGGGCAGCCAGGAAAGCAAAGCGGUCAGCACGGCUGUCUUCACAGCGAUGGACAUGCCCGCCGAGCUGACAGCCCUCAACAUCACACCGCAAGGAGCCCUCCUGCGGUGGAAUCCGCCCAUGUCCGACGUCGACAACUACGUCCUCACCCUCACCCACAGCCAAGUGACCACAGACACCGUCCUGGUUGAGAGCAACAGGCAGGACCACCAGCUGGCCAGCCUCAGGCCCAGCACCACCUACUCCGUGGCCCUGUACGCCACCAAGGGCCCGCUCACCAGCGGCACCGUCAUCACCAACUUCCAGACACCCAUGGACGCCCCCCUGAAUCUGAGCGCCACUGAGGUCAACCACCGCAGUGCCCUCAUCUCCUGGCAGCCGCCCAUCGCCGAAAUCGACAACUACAUGCUCACCUACAAGUCAGCCGACGGAAGCCGCAAGGUACGCACACACCCACACACAGGAACACGCAGGCAUGCACUAAUGCACACACACACACACACACACACACACACACACACACACACACACACACACACACACACACACACACACACACACACACGCACAUGCACAAAUAUACACACACGACCCUCCCAGGUGUUCCAGCGGCGCCAGAACGGCCUGACAGACUUCUCCAGGAAGUGGAGCGACUACAGGGUGGGCUUUGGGAACCUGGAGGACGAAUUCUGGCUGGGACUAGACAACAUCCAGAAGAUGGCCGCCCAGGGUCGCUAUGAGCUGAGGAUCGACAUGAAGGACGGGCAGGAGUCGGUCUACGCCAACUACGACAAGUUCUCCCUGGGAGACGCCAAGAACCUCUACAAGCUCAGGAUAGGAGAGUACAACGGCACCGCUGGCGAUUCCCUGAUCUACCACCAAGGCCGCCCCUUCUCCACCAAGGACCGGGACAAUGACAUCGCCGUCACCAACUGCGCGCUCUCGUACAAAGGCGCCUGGUGGUACAAGAACUGCCACCGGGCCAACCUCAACGGGAAGUACGGAGAGUCCAGGCACAGUCAGGGCAUCAACUGGUUCAACUGGAAGGGCCACGAGUUCUCCAUCCCCUUCGUGGAGAUGAAGAUGAGGCCGUAUAACUACCGGAGCAUCAGUGGGAAGAGGAGGAGGUCCGCCCCUUUAUAAACAUCCCCCCCCCCCCCCCCCCCCCACACCCCCAACUUUUCUCUCUCUCUCUCGCUCUCUCCCCCCCCUCUCUUUCUCCCGCUCUCUCUCUCUAAGACAGACCUGAAUAAACAGAGUUGUUCGAAUGUCUGUAGCUCUCUCUCUCUCUCUCUCUCUCUCUCUCUCUCUCUCUCUCUCUCUCUCUCUCUCCCUGUUCAUCUCUCUCUUUCGCGCGUGCUCUCUCGCUUUCUCUCUCUCUCUCUCUCUCUCUCUCUCUCUCUCCCUGUUCAUCUCUCUCUCUCUCUAAGACCGACCUGGAUAGACGGAGUUUGUUUGAUUGUCUGUAGCACCGAUUCGACGGUAUCGCUCAUUACGCCGGGGGUACCGAGUAUCAUUAUUCCUGCUCUGUUUUGAUGUGGCCUAUAGGACGCCGCCGCGAACGCUACACGCCAUACAUAAGAAAAGCAUUCCAAGACGCGGUUCUAAGCACGGUGUGCCAAACAAAUAAGAGUUCUAGAGAACGAGAAUCGAACCCGCAGCAUGUGUGUGUGUGAAGAUUUUUACCAGAGCGCAAAGCCGAAACCCUCCUCCGAAGAAAAAAAGCGACUACCUGAAGAAGGAAACGCAAGCCAAACUCUGUGUAUCUAAGUUGACUCUCUUUCCAACCUCUGCUUCUUAGCUGUCCCCCCCCCCCCCCCCCCCCCUGCUGUACUUGGAAGCCACAUAAGAAGGCACUGUAUAUAAGUUAUUACGAUCAAUUUCAACGACAAUGAGUCGCUUUGCUGUAAAGGGAAGGGGGGAGCUGAGUCCCCUUUGCCUUUUCCUCGGGAUAGGAGGGGCAACGAUGCUCGGUGUGGUCCCCCCUAAAGCUCCUGAGUAGGAUAGCAUUAACAACAACAAUAACAACAACAAACGAAAACGAAAAAAAUACUUUUGACAAAUUGUAUGCCCUUAAAAAUAACUUUAAGAUAUCUCUAUUUUUAUACCUGAUAUUGUGAGAGAGGUCCAUUCAUGUCAUAUUAUGAUUUUUUGUUUUUUGUUUUUAUGAAGCCCGCAGUUGAUGUUAACGUCCUCGAUAAAUAGAAAUAAAGACAAGGUGCUCAUUAGAUUAACCAGGGGGUAAUACGCAUGGCAACUUACCACAGAUGAAACAGCUUUUGCAAAGGUACCGAAAAAAUGCACCAGCAGUACAUUGGGUACUAUUCGAGUACAUUCGAAGACGUCAGCGUGGGUUAAUUCACUCGAGCAGAAUAAAAACAGCCAUCAAUCAAUCAAAUGUUUAUUCGUUUUAUGUUGCAAGCGUUUUAAAAAACAUAAUUUGCAACUGUUUCGACACUCUGUGAGGCACUGUGAGCGGGGAAUUAAUUUAGUUUCAUGACAAAAUAUGUAUAUGAUAUUGGUUGUUCACUGUUUUUCCAUACAAACGAACAAGACAAACAUAUUUUGCCUGCUUGUCUUGAUUUGAAUACAAAUCUGGUACUGGGAUACUAACUUCUGAUAUUAAUACACCCAAUGUUCCCAUUUUCCAAACCAUGGAUGUUGCUGUCAGGGAUGGGGUCAUGAGGUGUAUUCAACCCACUAAUGACCCUCACAUCAUAAUAAUACCUAUAGAAUACAACAAUCUGUUGUGUCCCUAUAAGCUGUUUGGUCCAUAUAAAGAACAAUGUGAGCACCGAGCAGGAGUUCUCAUCAUGUGCAUUUCUAUCUCAUACACGUGUCUUAUUAGUUAGGAUGUUCCUUGCAAUGUUACAAUUCAGGACAGUAAUUGAUGGACUGUGCCGCACGCACACGCACACACACACACACACACACACACACACACACACACACACACACACACACACACACACACACACACACACACACACACACACACACACACACACACACACACACACACACACACACUCAUCCAUCACAUCCACAGGUCUGUAUCCGCAUAGUCUAAAUAAAGCAUCCAUGGUUGACAGGCACACACCAACCAGAUGACAGCGAUCAUCAGUCAGGGCAGCCUUUCAUCCAGCUAUUCUGCUGUAUGAGUGUAAGAAACAAUCUGUAGACCAAAAAGUACCAAUUAUAAUGCCUUAUGGAAAAAGAUAUUAAAAUGAACUAUAUAGUGAGAAUUCCUUGCAGCUGGAAGUCACAUAAGUUCAUCCUAGAAGUGCCACCACAAAUGACCAUCCCUGAAAGCAAUAUCUCGCCUGCUUUUGAUUUUUAAUUGGAUUUCUUGUUCGAGAAUUAUUUUUUCUUCCAAAAACCAUAAUGUGCAUAUUUAAAUAACUGUAUUUUUGUUUUAACCGAUUGCAACAGCACAGAAGGGUUGUGUCAAGUUACUUUGUAUAUGUUAGUUGUUUCCUUUACUGCUCGGCUUGAGUCAACGAUAAUGAGCCCUUUCAUAUAUUUCCAGUUCUGAUUUAGGUUUCUGUGCUGCCUAUUACUAGUCUAGACACUAAGAUGCCCUCUGACUCAUUUCCCAAUGUAACCUUUAUGUUUUUAAGUCAUGUUAGCUACAACUAACCCAUUGUAACCCACAUCUCAUAGAUUUGUUUUCAUCAUAGUGUUGAGUUAUGUCCUACGUGUCCAAGUGUAAGUUUCUUGUGAAAUGAUUUUGAUGGGAGGGAUACUUGAAGAGACUAUUUGAUUUCCUUUUCAAGCACCAAAUUUGUCAGGAAAUCAUGGUUGAGAUAGAAGAAAGGGGAAUAGAUCAAGAAAGAAUGAAAUCGAAAAAAUAUAAAUCAUUUCAAAGUUAACUUGGCUCUUGCACAUCCAAUGAAUCUGUUGAGUUCCACUUGCCGGUUCAACUCUGCUCAUGUACUAUAUAUCCAGAGAUUAUUUGUGUUAGAACAAAUUGUGUGUUUUACUUCAUUAACUAUGUAGAUUUAUUUAGCCUCAGUGCUUUAUUUCUCAAGGGUUAAAGGUUGGAAGACGAGGAACAGAAUCUACCGUGUUGUGUAAUGACAAGCGAGCAUGCUUCAAUGCAUUUCAAAAAGCUGUCUUUGAAGUUGUUCUGCCCAUUGUGCAAGGAGAAAGUGUAAGCAGAUUUUCACAAUACACACUGGAAAAUGUCUUCAUUAGUGUUUCGUUGUAUUCAUGCUAUUUAUUCAAACCAUUCUUUUAACUUUUAUUGUAGAUUCACAUUGUUACAAUUCAAACAGUACAUGUUCUUGGUUAAAAAUUGUUAUUUAAUAUUUAUUUAUUGUAAUACCCAAUUCCCAAUCAUUUAUUGGGACAUUCCGGUCAACAUAAUCAAAUUGGUAUGAUUAUUUAUUUUCAUUGAGAAACAGGCCAUAUAGACUCCCUUUUCACUAUGCCUUUUUUCUGUGAUGCAAAUGAAAGAGUGAAAGAGAAGGAAUGAUUGUGAAAUCAAAACACUUAAUGUAAAGCUUUAGACGGGGCCAAUUAAAGUAAAAGGUUGGAUGAGUAACACAAUUACCAAUCUCCUCCUCUAUUGAGAUUGAAACACUAACUUUAACAUGUAUUUUCUGUUCGAACUUUGAUUUCAUUUGCAAAAUGGCAUUGUAUUUUUGAUUAUUUAUUGUAUUGAUAUUUAUUUUAAAAGUGUAUUGACUACUUGCAUUAAAUGCUACAUUGUAAAAAUAAGUAUAAUGCCAGUCCAUUCUGCUAUUGGAUCCUUUAAUCGUAUGAUGACAAACUGUCUUUCUGACAUUGCAAAGAUGUGUAAGAAGUAUUUCUCAUAUACGCCACACAACUUCAUUCAUCUUAGAAGUGUCAUUGCAGAAAAAGCGGGAUUUUGACUGUUGAAAAGCUAUUGGCAAGCUAUAUAUGCUGAAUUGACUUUCUGUUGGAUAAUGUUUGCUAGUACCAUACAAGUUAGCUCUAGUUUGACUUAAACAUGUAUUAUAUAGUUCCUUUUUUAAUACAUUUUCUACAUAUUAAUAAAAUAUUGAAAGGUUA